Molecule: messenger RNA, 513 nt
Organism: Strongylus vulgaris
Lineage: Eukaryota; Metazoa; Nematoda; Chromadorea; Rhabditida; Strongylidae
Source: the annotation of a GenBank genome assembly
AUGUUGAAUUCCAAGGGGUACACGAAAUCCAUCGAUGUAUGGUCGGUGGGGUGUAUACUUGCUGAAAUGUUAAGUAAUCGCCCGCUCUUCCCUGGUAAACACUACCUCGAUCAGUUGAACCUCAUACUCGCAGUCGUAGGAUCCCCAUCGCAGGAGGAUUUACAGUGCAUCAUUAAUGACAAGGCACGUUCCUACUUGAUUUCAUUGCCUCACAAGCCGAAGCAACCUUGGUCACGUCUCUAUCCAGGAGCAGAUCCACGUGCUUUGGAUCUCCUCGAGAAAAUGUUGACAUUCAACCCUCACAACAGGAUUAAUAUCGAGCAAGCCCUAGCUCAUCCCUAUCUGGAGCAGUAUUAUGAUCCAAAUGAUGAGCCGGUUUGCGAAGAGCCGUUCACCUACGAGAUGGAGCUUGACGAUCUGCCGAAGGAGAAACUGAAAGAGUUGAUUUGGCAAGAAGCCGAAUUGCAUCACAAGCGAAUGCAAGAAGAAGCCGCGAAGGCAGCUGUACAGUGA